AUGCCUGCUCGUACGCAAACCCCUCAAACUCCGGAUGAGACGCUAGUACAUGCCUCUGUCGGGCAUGUGUUCGGCCAAGCAGCAGCCUCUGUCGCGAACCAUCGGAAGAACUUCGUCGCGCUUCACAAAAUCCAUAUGGAACUUGCAACAUGCAAAGAGGUGGUGAACAAGAAGGGGAAUAAAGUUAAGCUCAUAGGAGAGGGUAUCUUUGAGAAAGUGUUUCUUCAGAUGUUCCUCAAGGUCGUUUCCCUAAAGAAGGGCGAGCCCUCAGCUGAUCGCGUUCUGAAAUUCGUCGGUGGAUACAUUAAGUUCAUUAAUGAAAAAGCUGCUGAAAGCCAAAGCCCUCACGACAACAACGAUGAUGGCAAUGGCAACACUACAGCUUCGCGCUUCACUGCGCGUCUGUUGAAGCUCUUGCUCAAAGGCUUUCUUUCAAAAGACAAGAAUGUCCGCUGUCGAGUUUUGAAUAGUGUGGCUGAAAUGAUAUCCCAUCUUGGCGAGAUUGAGGAAGACAUUUACACGGACCUCCGGGAUGCACUUAUUCAGCGUGCGACCGACAAAGAGACCAAUGUACGAUACCAAGCCGUCGUGUGUCUAGCCAAGUUGUGCAACCCGGACGAGCUUACGGACGAUGAAAACGAAGAUAUGAUGGUCAGCUUUCUUCUCGAAAGGCUGGCUCAUGACCCAUCGCCUGAUCCCCGGCCUAGUGAAGUACGACGCGCCAUUUUGCACAACGUUCCAGCUAACCAACGAACACUUCCUGCCAUCUUGGAUCGAAUGAAAGACACAGACGCCACCACUCGCAAAGCUGUAUACAGUGCAGUCCUGGGAAAGAACAUGUCAAGCAAGACAGCCUCUGAUGGAUCUCGAGUUGGCACGACUCACCCCAAGGCUUUGACAAUAGCUCAAAGAGAGUUAGUCGUUCGGAACGGACUGGGAGACAGGGAAUUGUCAGUUAGGGCAGCUGCAGGAACCCUCAUGUGGGCUUGGCUUGAUAUCUUGAAUGCUGAAGUUGAGGGGCUUGAGGGAUCCGAUGCCAGUUUGUCUGCCGAGUCACUAGAACAGGGGCUGGUGUCCUUCUUGUCUCUGUUCGACCUAGCGGAGAGCACUGCUGCUGUUGACGCAUUGUUGAGUGUCUUCACCGCUAAGGUUGAAGCUUUCAACAAUCUUGAAUUCAAGGAUCAUUAUUGGGACAAGCUCAUCCCGGAGAAGGCAUUCCUUGCACGAGUUUUUGUGGAACAUUGCAAGAACACCGAGGAUGAUGUUAGGCUUGAGGCCAUGCUUCCUGUUGUCACAUCUGUGGCUUUUCGUAUCCAAGAAUCGUACAACCUUCACGUUGAACAAGAGUUCCUGCUCUCGAACCCAGAUAUUGACGAAACUGAAAGAAACAACAUAGAAGACGAGAAAAUGGCCAGGGAACUUGUCAUGUCGGAACUUCUCAAAUUGGCUGUUAAUCUUGACUAUUCGGAUGAGACCGGGAGAAGGAAAAUGUUCCAACUUGUUCGUGAUAUGCUCCGACGCGAGUCCCUUCCUGAGAAUGUCAUGGCUCCCUGCCUUGAUGUGAUGCGAACCUUGUCCCCGACAGAACGCGACCUUAUCCGGCUUGUUGUCGAAACUGUCCAAGAUUUGAGGGAUUCUGUUUAUGGUGAUGCCGAAGAGGAUGAAGCUGUGCUUGCCAAUCCGGAUGCUAGCUUUGAGGAGAGCCAACCCAGGGCCAAGCCAGCAAGGAAAGUGGUUGAAGACAUGUCACCAGAACAAAGAGCUCGUGUUGACCGGGCCGAUUUAAGAUGCCUUUCGCUCUGCGUUGGUAUGCUUGAACGUGUCAAUAGUACUUUUGAGGAGAAUCUUAUCCUAGAUGGUAUCCUAAGGGAGUUAAUCAUCCCAUCUGUCCAAAGGAAAGACACAGUGUUUCGAGAGAGAGGUUUAAAAGCUCUUGGCCUGUGUUGCCUCAUUGCAAAGCAAUUGGCUACUCGGUCAAUCAGCCUUUUCAUGAACCAGAUCCCGUCUUCUCCCAUCAACAUCAGACUUACUCUCGUGCAAUCCCUGUUUGAUAUUUUCAUGGUGCAUGAGGACAUUGUGUUCAAGAAACAGGAAAAUAAUGUGGAAGCCCUUACAGCCUUCCUGUUGACACAUAUUGAAACUGAACAGGACCCGAAGGUCAAAGCAACCUUUUGUGUUGGUGCCACGAAGCUAGUGUUGUCGGGAAUAGUCACAGAUGUCAAUGUUAUCAAAAAUCUCAUCAAGGCCUAUUUAUGCCCCGUUACUGCAGACAACCAAGAACUACGGCAGUGUCUCUCUUUCUUUCUGCCAAUGUAUAGCCAGUCUUCCCUUGCAAAUCAGAAACUCAUGAGCGAUAUUUUUAUCCAUGUCUUCUUGGAUGUCUGUCAGGACAGAAAGGAAGCAAUCGGUCGUGAUAAUACACCACCAGCAGUUGACUCUGAGCGAGUUGCUGAUAUGUUCUUGCAAUGGACUGACCCAUUGCAAGUAUCCCAUGCAAUUGAUGCAACAGGCUCCCAAGCAAUGAAAGAUGAAGAUGAAUGUGUUCAGCUAGAUCUGGCUGAAAACAUUCUCAGAACAUUGUUUGAGAAGGAUCUAAAAGUGACAAUUGAAAAAGAAGACAAGCAAAUUUUAUGCAAGCUUCUCAAUAAGUUGCAUAUACCUGACACUGUUGACGACUACAGAAUCCGAUCGUUGAAACUCCUCAUGGACAAUUUGCGCACUCGCCGACCUUUGAGGGACACCGUCUCCAAAAAUGCCUUAGCCAAGUUUGAAGCCACCAUCACGAGGAAGUUCGAGAAACAAUUUGAACAAUUCAGUGAAGAGGACUUCCGAAAACUGCAUGAAUUAAAUGACCUCUUCCAGUUCUUGGAUAGCAUCAUUCCCCUUGAUGAUGAAGAAGAAUUCAUUGACAUUGAUGUUCCCAGAAAAGGAAAGAAACGACGCUCAGAGAGCGUCAAUAGCACGACUACUGAGGAUAGCGCUGCAAACUCUCUUGAAAAGGAGAAAGGACGACGGGCAUCAAAGCGAGCUCGGCCCUCUACUUCGGAAGGGGACAAUGAUGGCGAAGACGAUCACUCCACGGGCCAGCAUAGCCAUGGUCCUGCCCUGCCGACGAGAACGCUCCCCAAGCGAGCAGUGGCCGGAAAGAAACCGAUCCAAGCCAUUGUGAUCAGUUCUGACAGUGACGAGGAUGAAGGAAAGUUGCAAGCCAGACACAAAGGAAAAUCUAGAGCGAGGUUCCGACCUUCAGUGAAAACAGAGGAGGCACAAUUGGACGACGAAAUUAGUGCCUUACUCAGCAAUAGCACCCGCAGCCCAGGUGUCACUGAGACUCCAUUCGACUCAAUAAUGGAUGACUCUGAAGAAGAGGAGGAUGAAGUCAAUGAGUCUCUUCUCGUCCAGGAGUAA
Cyclocybe aegerita is the source of this 3408-nucleotide messenger RNA. The record is from the annotation of a GenBank genome assembly. Lineage: Eukaryota; Fungi; Basidiomycota; Agaricomycetes; Agaricales; Hemipholiotaceae.